Molecule: messenger RNA, 565 nt
Organism: Lucilia cuprina (Australian sheep blowfly)
Lineage: Eukaryota; Metazoa; Arthropoda; Insecta; Diptera; Calliphoridae
Gene: igl
Exons: 3
Coding region: 185-556 (123 amino acids)
Molecular function (GO): calmodulin binding
Source: RefSeq, a predicted model, not a curated record
AAGUGAAAAGUUUGUGCUAUGUUUUCAAAAAGUGUAAAAAUGUAAUGAUUUAACUUUUGGCCAAAGUCUUUGGAGAAAACAAAAUGGACGUUACAGGCUUUCUUGAAGAAGUAAUUUUUUAUAAAAAGCAAAAGCCGCUGUUAAAAUCCAAGCCGCAUUUAGAGGACAUAAAGUUCGAAAUACCAUGAAGAAAACAGAAACUACCACCACCUCUUCAGCUGGUACUGCUACAGCAGCAGCUGCUGGUAAUGCUGCUGCUAGUGCCACUACAGAACAUGAACCAACUAAAGCUGAAUUGGAAGCUGAAUUCGAUCCCAAUGAUAAAGAACUCUGUGAUGCUGCUUUAAAAAUUCAAGCCACUUUCCGUGGUCAUUUAUCACGUAAACUGGUGACUAAGGAGACACCGGAAGAUGUUGAUAUACAGGAGAUCACUAAGAAAGUGGCCGAGGAAUUGGAUAUAGAUUUAAGUGAUCCUGAAUUAAAUAAAGCGGCUACCAAAAUACAGGCCUCAUUCCGGGGACAUAAAACUCGUAAAGAUCAACAACCAGUUGAAUAAAAAAUAAAA